CGUCUAUAAAAGCUCCGCAGAUUCUGACAUCUCUUCUGAACGUCACUACGAUGGGUCUCAGUAGGGUUGGCUGCGUCGUCUGCGGGUUUCUCAUCUACAGCCCUAUACCAUCAGGAUCCGGGUCCUGGUUGAGAGAAUUUCGCGCAAUCUAUUCAUGUCCAUCAGGCACCUUCGUAUCUGGUGUCGGUUGCCAUGAGGACGACACGGAUGGUAUAUGGAUCGCGCCGUCUGAUUCCGCCAUGCGAUGGGACGACGAUCAUCUUUUUCCUGUGAUGGAUGAGAUUCCAGUUAUGCGACAGCAUCCCCUGAAUGGUCGCCAUGGCUUUAUACUUCAUGAAGCUUGCUGGAACCUUCUGCAGAGAGCCUUUCAGCCCAGCGAGAUCCCUCUCAAGCGGCUGCUCGAGGUCUGCGAAUCAUUACCAUUUCCACUUCGAGGAGCCGGCGUAUGUUGGGGCCACGACUACGGAAGCCUCCUCGUCCUCGACCACCAAGACCAUUAUCCCUGGGAGGACCGGCUCAUGGCGGAUAACGCUCAAACGAGUUUAUCCGCCAAUGAGAACCCGUACAACGUGCCGGAGAUCGCUUCAUUACUGGUGAUACGUCAAGAACACCCACAGGAGUGGUUGCCUAAGACACAACAAUAUGACUGCUUUUCAAGGCUCCCAUGGGAGAUCCUCGAGGCUAUAGCCAUUGAGUUGUCUACUGAUGAUGCCCUAGGCCUACGCCGUGUUUCAGGGGCUUUCCUGCCCCUUCUGUCCAGUAAUAUCUUUUGGGCGUCUAGAUUUGAGGCUAGGAGCGACCGCGGUUUUCUGUUCGAGAAGUGGAAGAGUCAAGAUGUUACGGAUUGGCUGAGUUUGUAUCGGCUUACCAGUCAGACUCAUAGCUCACCUGGAUUACAGAAUAGAAGGAGAAUCUGGAACUUAAUCAUGCCACUUACCGAUUUGCUCAGUCUACGCCUUGCGGAAGAUUCACAGACGGCCUGCGUGGACCAAAAUGUUACCUGUCUGAGAUGGAGCAAGGUAGCAGGAGAUAUUAAGGACGAGGCAUCUGACGGGCACCCGAGAGACUUCAACGAAGGCUGCCGACUCUUUGGCACACAUCUUGCCUACAUACCCAAAGAUCUCUCAAAGAUUAGCUUCUCAAUCAGCAGCAUCGGGAAUGUCACCUAUGUCGCAGGCAUACGCCUCAUAACUGAGAAGGGACCCGACAUAUGUCUUGGGUUUGUAUCCGAUGACAAGCAAGUCAUCCGUGAAGCCACGUCACUGGGAGGAUUCAUUCUAGCAGUGGGCUCAAGAGGAAUCCAUGCCCUGCAAGUUGUCAGCAAGGACGCAAGCCUAUCGGAGUGGGUUGGCUGUCCGAUCAACUCGCCCAUAGCAGAGCGCCUCGCCUGCUUCAACUCUAUCGCUGCCUUGGAAGUGAGCUUUGAUGGAUAUAAAAUAGUUAGUCUCGGAGUUUUGGAGAACGUCUCGCCUCCUGUCCAAGCACCGAAAAUGCAUGACUUGUCAUUACGAAAAGAAGCGCUAUGGUAUCCUAAGGUGCCCGAACCUGGGAUGUGCCUAAACGCAGAAUCAUUUACGGGUGAGAAUCCAUCAAGUACUGGAUACCAACCAUUAUUCUGGAUCCAUUUCGGCGGUCCGGGUGGUAGCUACCUCGAUCAUGUGACCGGAGUUUCUGUCGACUGCCCAAGGGGCCUCUACAGUUUAGAGUUUCAUUACGAUACAACUUAUGGCCCCGCUGGAGCGUACAAGCUUGGCCGUUCCAAAACUACAGACGUUUCGAAGAUCCUGAAUUUCCCUAUUGAUGGCGCCGGUGGUGAGCUCAUAGAAACCGUCGAAGUCAAUCUCGAGCGAGUUCAAGUAGAAAAUGCUCCUAGUUUCCUUAAACAUGGAAAAUUAAACUCUAUUAGGAUCACGACAAAUCGCAAACGGUCCUUCCAUACCGGGGCCUUGUCAGAUAGUGCUACUCUAAGACCCGUUUCGAUUGCUUCCGGAACUACCCUUACAGGUUUUUAUGCAAGUCAACACCCAGAGUAUGGUAUUAUCAGCUUAGGUGCAAUUUCAGAAGUCAUUGAUAGCACGCAGGAGAGUGGGUCUAGUAGUCGCUUGUAUUCAUAAUGUGAACUGUUUCUUAAAUGAUAGCAGACUCUAUUUAAUGGCCAUUGUACUGCCAGC
Messenger RNA from Lindgomyces ingoldianus, 2171 nucleotides. RefSeq lists its product as uncharacterized. The record is from RefSeq and is a predicted model, not a curated record. The coding region runs from base 51 to 2114 and encodes 687 amino acids. Gene Ontology annotation, molecular function: protein binding. The transcript has 5 exons. NCBI's taxonomy places the organism in Eukaryota, Fungi, Ascomycota, Dothideomycetes, Pleosporales, Lindgomycetaceae.